AUGGCCUCGAACUGCGCGGGGGGCUCGGCGGCGGGGGGCGGCGGCGGCGGAGCGGCGCUGGGCGCGGUGCUCAGCGCCAGUAAAACCAAGACCAAGAAGAAGCACUUCGUGUGCCAGAAGGUGAAGCUGUUCCGGGCCUCGGAGCCGCUGCUCAGCGUCCUCAUGUGGGGAGCCAACCACACGAUCAACGAGCUCAGCAAUGUUCCUGUCCCCGUCAUGUUAAUGCCGGAUGACUUUAAAGCCUACAGUAAGAUUAAGGUGGACAAUCAUCUAUUCAACAAGGAAAACCUGCCAAGUCGCUUUAAGUUUAAGGAAUAUUGUCCACUGGUGUUCCGAAACCUCCGGGAGAGAUUUGGGAUUGAUGAUCAAGACUACCAGAACUCGGUGACACGCAGCGCGCCGGUGAACAGUGACAGCCAGGGCCGGUGCGGGGCUCGCUUCCUCACCACCUACGACAGGAGGUUCGUCAUCAAGGCAGUGUCGAGCGAGGAUGUAGCAGAGAUGCACAACAUCUUAAAGAAGUACCAUCAGUUCAUAGUGGAGUGUCAUGGGAACACCCUCCUGCCUCAGUUCCUUGGCAUGUACCGGCUCACCGUGGAUGGAGUGGAAACCUACAUGGUGGUGACCAGAAACGUGUUUAGUCACAGGCUGACUGUGCACAGGAAAUACGACCUGAAGGGCUCAACAGUAUCCAGGGAAGCAAGCGAUAAGGAGAAGGCCAAGGAUCUACCAACAUUCAAGGACAAUGACUUCUUGAAUGAGGGCCAGAAGCUGCAUGUUGGAGAAGAGAGUAAAAAGAACUUCCUGGAGAAGCUGAAGAGGGAUGUGGAGUUUUUAGCUCAGCUGAAGAUCAUGGACUACAGCUUGCUGGUUGGGAUCCACGAUGUUGACCGAGCAGAGCAGGAAGAGAUGGAAGUGGAGGAUCGGGCAGAGGACGAGGAGUGUGAGAACGAUGGGCUGGGAGGCAACCCCAUCUCCUCCUAUGGAACCCCCCCUGACAGCCCUGGCAACCUCCUCAACUACCCACGUUUCUUUGGGCCUGGGGAGUUCGAUCCCUCUGUCGACGUCUACGCCAUGAAAAGCCACGAAAGUGCCCCCAAGAAGGAAGUGUACUUCAUGGCCAUUAUAGACAUUCUUACGCCAUAUGAUGCGAAGAAGAAAGCUGCACAUGCUGCCAAAACAGUGAAACAUGGGGCUGGGGCAGAGAUCUCCACCGUGAAUCCAGAGCAGUACUCUAAACGCUUCAAUGAAUUUAUCUCCAACAUCCUGACAUAGUCGUCUUCAGCCUUCAGCGAGACAUGAAGAGGAAGAGGGGGCUACUUCCAAACAGAGAACGCAGCCUGUGACACUAAAACAGACACUGUAGCAGCAUGUGGGGUGUGUGUGUGCGCGUGUUGAGUGUGCAAGAGCGAGUGUGUGGUACUGUGUGACUUAAAGAGAACACUAAUUCUAGGUGCACCCUCCACCAGUCCACUUGACCCAGGUGGAAAAGUGGGAUUUUACGUUACAGAAGUGCCCAGACACAGAUUUGAGGGCUUUUUAAAUCAAGCAAAGUGCAUUGUUUCAGCACUGCUCUUUCUAACGACGUUUUCUCCUCUCCGGUCAAGAGAAGCCCAUAGGGAUAUGAUACGUGGCACUGUCUAGAAGGGGUCGCUCUAGGUCAUGUUCAGUGGGAGUGAAGUGGUGCCUGAUUCCACAAACUACUAUUUUGGGGGUUUUUUAUUAUUGGACUGUCUUUACCAGAAAGACACACAAACCCUUUUAUUUCCCUCUUGGUAGGAAUUGGAAGGAAACUAGCUCACCAUUUCAAGGACAGAAAAUACUACUCUGAUAAGGAGGAGUCGCUGAACUUUAGGUAAAUUCAGACUGGGACACUUUAUGCUUUUGGGUUAAUUUAAGACAGACUUUUGUAACUGCACUUGGUUUCCAAGAAAGCUGAGGGAAAUGAACAUCUACCAAAGAUGAUCACUUAAAGAGGUGUAACUCCUAGAACGUAAAGAAACAGGUAUGAGAAGUAGUAGAGGCAUUGAAUGACCUCGGAUAAUAACGUGCUCGGACCCAUUGUGCUUUAAAUUGGCCAACUAUGAAGAUCUCAUAAAAGGAAAAAGAACAAAAAGGCAUUUUGUACCUGUAGAUAUGGGAUGUAUUUGAGUAUCCGGAGUGUUUCCCUGUCGCACCUCGGUCAGGAAUUACCGUGUCUCUUAGGUGACAGCUUAACAUCGCACUUCUGCCAGUGUUAAUCUAGCUAAUGUUCAGUCUUCCUUACUAGCCCGAUCUGCAACAGGUACUUGAAUUUGUUUCCUGACAGAGGUUCAUUUUUCACAUGGCAAUGUGACUUGCACACGAAGGAAUUGGACUUCGCUACCAGUGGGGAGUGCUGGGAGCUGGGAGUGUGGAGCGAGUCUCCCAGCUCCAAAGGACUCAGGACUUGAGCUGUGGUUGGUUUCACUCUUCUCUGCUCCAUACCCCUCUCUAGAGCAACAGUCAAGGAGUGGAAAUGUUUGAACACUCGCACCAGAUUAUUCCCCCCCCCCUUUCCUUUAAGGAAUUGGAACUGAUUGGAGUGACUGAAUAACGUCCUGUUUUGUCUCCAGAAUGCUUGUACUAUUUCUCACAGCCAAGCUUGUCAGACUUGCUUUGGGUUUCGUUAGCUCUGCUGCACACCACUUACAGAUCUCUUGGGUUCCUUUUUUAAUUGUCUUUCUCUUUUUGAAGCAGGAUUUAGUGUUUUGAACAAACCUCUUGCAGUUGAAACAUGUUGCUUCUCUGCCUUGAAACUGUUUUCACAUAUGCCUUUGUUUCGGGAAUAAGCUGUUUCGAAUGUCUGUCCUGUGCUGUAACACGUGCUACAGUUUGCUGUGUGGAAUUUGGUCCUUUUGAGAGAUAACUGGUGCUCAUCACAUCCUGGUAAUUUCCCUAGGACUAACCUAGCUCUGGUCUGGAUUCUGAAUGUGGGCUUGGGGUUCUCGUAGACGUUCACACCCACAUUAGUGAUGUGAAUCCCACAGGUCUCAACUUUGAAGGGGACAAAGAGGGGCUGAAGUCUCAGCCCACAAGAGUGCACUGUAAAUAGAGUCUUUAAGAAAACAAGAAUUCACAUUUAGGGGUCAUAACGGGAUAUGAAUCUUCCUUCAUUCAUGGGUCAUUCCCUUUGACACGGGACAAAUCUCUUCUCCACUGGAGUGCGGUCCCUGUUCCGUGUGAUGUGGGGUUAACACACCAUUGUCUGGGAGGCCUGAGAGUCUCAUGUCUUAAGGUGUGUAGCUGGAAAAGCCACAAAACAAAUGCAGCUAUACUUGGAAAAAGGGAGGACUCGGAGGGUAACAUCAGCUUGGUUUUGUGGGCAUUAUAUUGGUUGCUUUUCUCUUACAACAAUAAGCACUUAAGUUUAAAUACCAAUCACUUUUUAUUCUUGACAGUUAUAAAACUCUGCAUUGAAUCUGCAACUUUGGCCUGGUAAGUUUGUAUUCUCCUUUGGGGAAAGUAGCUGGGACCUUUGAAAGGCUUGAAAUCAUGCCUUUAUAAAGGAAAAACAAGAGAGAAAUGGGGGGAGGAAGAGAGAAGGGGAUGAGUGAACUGCAGCCAUCCUACAAAGCAACCAACCCAAAGAAAGUCAGCAGAUGAAGCUUGCAUAGCUCGGAGCAAGAGUCUCAUUCAUCACCAGGGCUGAUAGGAAAAUGCAGUUAGUUCCUGCAGCAGUCUUUCUGGAAGGCUGAUGCUAAAGGGCUUAAGAGCAGUUAAUUCUAUUUCCUUAUUCCACUCCAACCAACCUCCUUUGAGGAUCAAAUUGGCUGUCGCUGGCUCGGGUGACACCAAAAGCCCCAUGAGCUCCAUUCACUUUAGUGCUUCCCCAGUUCUGCCACUUCUGUCAAGUUGCCAUAGUUGUGUAUUAAAGUAAGGACGUGCGAUUCCCUCACUUCCUGAUGUAUUACCCAGGUAUGGAACUGUGUUUAACAGAAGCAUUUUGUAUAUUGUUUACAUUUUGAGAGGUAGUGUUGCGUUGAAAAAAUGCUCAGUUUUGGUUCUAGACAGUAUUUUUCUUACCAGAAUAAGAAGUGAAGCUGCAAAUAUUUGAUUUCUUUUUAAAAGGGACUUUUUUUUCUUGGUUUUAUUUUUUUUUUGUUGUUUUUUGGGUUUGGUUUGGGGUUUUUUUCUUCAAAUCUUGUUUUUGGUCACUUUUUUAACUCGGAAGUAUUUAAAAGCAAAACCCAGCCCUUUCCAUUCUUGGUUUUACCAACUGCUUGUGCUAGUUUGUUGUCUGUUUCUGGUGUGAAUUUAGUUCUAGGUUGCUGAAUGUAGAUAUUUCUGUCUGUAGCAUGUACCCUGCAGAACACUUUACACUGAAGUGCAUUUGACUGCAAACCACCCCUGGCUGAAAGAGUUGCAGUGGGUAGCAGGAUGGUAGAAGGAUGCUGCAAUCCUUUGGGCAGCUGGAGGUUCUGAAAGGAUUAGUGUGUAUCUCCAUGCCUGAAGGCAGGGGGAGGGUCCACAGUCCUACCUGUGCUGAGGGUCUCAUUCUGAACAGGGAUCUGUCAAAUUUCAUGACCUAAAAAGUGGUUUUAACCUAGAACUUGACAUCUUCCCUGUCUGAGAUAGUGGGAGAGGGAAGGCUGAGUGCAGAGUCACAGGGUGUGACUGUGGGUGCUGUUCUGCUCCAAUAGUGCAAUAAAACCCACUCGAGGACGUGUUGGGUCACCCUGUGAGAGAGCACCAUGUUCUGGAGGUACCAGGCAGCGCCUGCCCUGUGGGGCAGCUUCAGUGCCAGGAAGAGGGCCUGGGUUUGCUGUAUGGAGAGGGAAUGUCAGCAGGAGUUCUUACAGCAAGGGCUCCUUCCUCUGGUCUGGUACAUGCCUCUGAUUGACCUGCUUUUCAUUCUAAAAGCCAUGCAGUUCAUCACAGGGAGGACUUCAGAAGUCCAGAAUCCUGUGGGAAUGAGGCUGUACUCUCACCUCCAGGAAUCCUAGUUUUGAAUCCAAUUAUCACAACCAGGAAGAGCAUUAAAACAUUGGAGUCUUACUUCCUGCUCUCCCCUCGGGAGCACUGCCACAGUCACCUUCAGUAGCCUCUUAGCCCAGGAAAGGCACAGAGCAGGGUUGUGUUGUAGUUAUGGGCUGUGUUUGGUGUAGGGGUUGUGUGCUGUCCUACACAGUCUUUACAACCACCUCCCUCCCAGCUGCAGAGCUCCAAGCAUUGAACCUUGAGGUGGUCCAAACCUUUCUGAAGUCAGUGUGUGUGUCCUCAACUUGGUUUGUGAUGCUGAGGAACCGAUCUGAGACAGAUCCAGGUUCCAAUAGCUCCAAAACAAAACUCCUCUCCCCAUGUGUCCUAAUGCCUGUUGGCUUCCUUGCUCCUGCAGAGCCAUUCUCCAGUAUCCAGAUUAGCCACUACUGAUUUCCCUUGCUCUUUGGUGUAUCACGUGUAACAGUGCUGGCAAAGCUCAGAACCAGCUGUUGGGCAUCCAUCGGGUUGAGUGCUUUGGGUUUUUCUCUACUAUGUUGUACUGGUCUUUGCUCAGCUGCACCCCAGCGUGUUACACACAGGUUGUAAGUGUGGGCAGGGCUGAUCAGUGCCACUGAAAACAAUGUGAAUAAAUGAAGUUCAAUCUAAAAGUCAAGCAAACAACAACAACAAAAGCAUUCUAGGGUUUUUUCACUGCUGUUUUUUAACUAGGAAGUUGAAGUCCUCUGUGCUUGUCUGUUUGCUAGGAGCAGUUUGAGACACUGUUACUGUUUUGAAAUGCAUGCAUGUUACAAGAUGAGUCUCCAACCAGAGAAAAAUAAAAGUAAGACUUUGUGUACA
This is a messenger RNA of Melopsittacus undulatus (budgerigar), 5799 nucleotides long. RefSeq names its product phosphatidylinositol-5-phosphate 4-kinase type 2 beta (gene PIP4K2B). Gene Ontology annotation, molecular function: 1-phosphatidylinositol-5-phosphate 4-kinase activity; 1-phosphatidylinositol-4-phosphate 5-kinase activity. The record is from RefSeq and is a predicted model, not a curated record. Bases 1 to 1275 code for a protein of 424 amino acids. Lineage: Eukaryota; Metazoa; Chordata; Aves; Psittaciformes; Psittaculidae. The transcript is spliced from 10 exons. Gene Ontology annotation, cellular component: plasma membrane. Gene Ontology annotation, biological process: phosphatidylinositol phosphate biosynthetic process.